AUGUCUUCUUCUUCAGCCGGAGAAGUCACAAGAGCAAAUGACAUCAAGAGGGAAAAUGUGAAAGAGGCGGACAGGCGGGAGUGCAUCAAGCUUGUGGCGCUGGAGGCGGCCGAAUUGUCCAUGGAGCGAGCGGCGCCCAACGCGGACGCAGUGCGCACGGAGCUGCUGGUGAGCGCCGCCUCCUCGCUGGCCUUCUCGCCGGAGCAAGUGGCGUGCGUCUGCGAGGCUUUGCAGCAGGGGGGCAACGUGGACCGCCUGGCUCGUUUUCUUUGGUCCCUGCCCCAAAGCGACCUGCUGCGCGGCAACGAAAGCAUCCUAAAAGCCCAAGCCCUCGUCGCCUUCCAUCAGGCUCGCUAUCAGGAGCUCUACAGUAUUCUGGAGAACCACAGCUUCAGCCCGUCCAACCACACCUUCCUACAGGAUCUGUGGUACAAAGCCCGCUACACAGAAGCCGAGAAGGCGCGGGGGAGACCCCUGGGCGCCGUGGACAAGUACAGAAUCCGGAGAAAGUACCCUCUGCCCAGGACUAUUUGGGACGGCGAGGAGACGGUGUACUGCUUCAAGGAAAGGUCUCGGAACGCACUGAAGGACCUGUACAACCAAAACCGGUACCCCUCUCCGGCCGAAAAGCGCAAUCUCGCUAAGAUUACGGGACUCUCCUUGACUCAGGUCAGCAACUGGUUCAAGAACAGGAGGCAGAGGGACAGAAACCCGUCUGAGGCCCAGUCCAAAAGUGAAUCAGAUGGGAACCACAGCACAGAGGAUGAAUCCACCAAAGGUCAAGAAGAAUUGUCACCCAGGCCCCUCUCCAACUCCUCAGAUGGCGUUAUCACUCAUGGGACACUUCCAAUCCAAACAGGGCCUCUGGACAGUGGGGUAGUCAUCCAGCAAAUUGGGGACAUCAAAAUGCCUGCUGGAUCCAAUAGCGGAGGGCUCUACAAUGGAAGUCUGGUCACCAAUAAUACCUCGGCGACAUUUCACAACGGCGGCUCGUCUUACCUCCACUCACCUGGGAACAUCCUUUUCAAUGGGCUCAAUUUGGGCAUCCAGCCUUUGGCGUUCAACUCUCUGAGGACGUCCGGCGGGGUCCUGAUGGGAGGCUCCGGAGAAGACAUGCAGGAGAAAGGACUGGGAGGCUCCGCUGAGGACUCGGCCCUGCAGUAUGCCUCCUCCUACUCGGGCUGUGUGAACGGAGGGCCCGUGAAGCUGGAGGGGGUUCACACCAUGGCCGCCCAGAACGGGGGCUCCUCCGUGCUGACGUUCAGCUCCUCGCUGGGCGGCUACAGCCUGGUGCAGGUACCCAGCGGUGUGUCUGACAGUGAUGGAAGCUCGCUGCUUAACAGCGAUGUGGGCCUUCCUCCCCUGCAGCUCUCCACCUCGUCCUCUUCCUCAUCUAUUACACAAGGUACAAUCGCUCUGAACGAUGUUGCAGUGAGCUCGUCCAGCGACGACUCCUUUCAGCAGCAAGACAAGCUGUCCAUGACCUCCAUGCAUCACAGCACCACCGUCCUCUACAAUAUGAGCAACGUCAACCAACCGGCCAUCAAGAAGGAGCCUCUAGAGGGAGGCGUCUACUCAUACCACCACGGGCUGCACCUGGACCCGAGCGGGCAGAUGGGUUACUCCACCCCCGGCGGCGAAGAGGUACCAUCUAGUCAAGCUCCGGUCUCCGCCGCCACCUCGUCCAGCCCCGAGGUCUACACCACGCUCACCGUCAGCACGCCGCUUAUGACCCAAACGAACCAGAGCGGUCACCACCUCCAUUCCGUCGAGUACCUCAGGGGACACGAGGUUCGGGCGGGCCAGCCCUCGCACUUGAUGGGCCCCUGUAUGGACAACAACUACAUGAGCCUGUCAGAGAAUAAAUUGGACAACACGGGGCCGGCGGGUGUGACUGACAUGGUGCGGGCCAUGUGUGGGGACAUGGAGCCUGUGGAGGGGAAGGAGCUAGCCAAACUACAAACAGUUCAGAUGGAUGAAGACAUGGCUGACCUUUAACCUUAAAGCAGAAGCAUUCAUGUCGAUGUGAGCAUUGAUAAUCUUUUGAGUGUGCGUGUGUGGGUGUGAUUUUUUUUUUUUUUUAAAUCAUUAAUUUCAUUUACCUGUUAAAUUAUUUGACAAUACUGUGUUGACUCCUAGAUGCACUCGAUUAAAAUUGAAGGCCUGUUGGAAGGUCUGGACAUUUAUGCAAAAAAUAAUUUUAAGAUGUUUAAAAGCGAGCUCUCUUCACAUGUCACAACGACUCAUUGCAGCAGUCGGCGAAUGUUGCUUGCUCGUGUUUAAAAGUCCAGUUUUACAGGCAACACCUGCUACUUCCUGUUGAGUGGACUUGAUUUGCCGAAGCAGGUGCUGGCAUGCCGCAAGUCACAUGACUAGGAUGUUCCUCCAAACUAAAUGCGUCAUCUGGGUCAAACCAAAAAGGUCAUUCAUGAGGGGGAAAGGGGGGGGGGGGGGGUCUGUGGAAGAGGGACAGUUUUACUGAGGGACUGCGCACAUAGAUGGACAAUAUGUCAUUCAAUACACAAAGCUGCUCUCUUCGGACAAAGUGCCCUUCAGUAAGCACCUUAAAUUGCCUCUCGAAUCUCAAAUAUGAAUGUACCUUUUUCGGCUUUUGCACUAGCAUCACGACAUUAUACGGGCUUCGCACGAUUGUUUUUGACAGGCCUCAACAAAAGCACACAAUUCUGCAGCGACUGAAUUGAAUGGCAAGGUCAUGCCGCUAGGUUCACGUGUCAUUCAUAUGUUGUUAAAAAUGCUGCAAAUAGGUGUGACCAUUCUAUGCGUGUUUCGUUUUUAACGUGCCUCUUCAAAUGUUGGCGAUUCCCGACGCAAAUAUGCUUCCCAAAUGGAUCAGGAACAAAAAAGGGACAGAAGUAUUUUUUUUUUAAACAGAGAGGGGUUGCAAUGAUUUCUCUUAAUCAUAAGGUUAUUUUUAGUCUUUUGCUUUUUACAUUGUGAAUAACACUGAAAGGAAGCUGUGCAAUCUGAAGGCAAGACCUCAGAUUCUGAGAUUUUCCACCGCCUCCGCCUUUUGCUGUCACUGGAAUAUUUGUUGGGUGUCAGAUUAGGAAAAGACAAGUGAAUGUGGAGGCCAUUUGUCUCGUAGGUCUGGUACUUUUUUUUUUUUUUUUUUUUUUUUUUUUUUAAACCACGGGAGGACACAUUCUCCCUGUCAGACAUGAACGACCAGAAUAGGACAUUUCAGCCUAACGGCCAACUCAGUGCAUUCAUAUCUUGAGUGCAUCAAGCUUUUUUUUGUUUGUUACUGGACUCAUAAUGAAAUUCUACCAAUUUCUCAGUGCUUCAAAUACAAGAAGUGAGUGAUGGCAAAUGUUUCUUUUUUUAAACUUAGUUUGAACUAUAUGUUUGUUAUCUGAAAUUAUGUGAAUGUAUUUUUCUAAAUCUCUGUAAUGCAAUAAAAGUCUAUAUUUAUAAAAACA
Molecule: messenger RNA, 3440 nt
Organism: Syngnathus typhle (broad-nosed pipefish)
Lineage: Eukaryota; Metazoa; Chordata; Actinopteri; Syngnathiformes; Syngnathidae
Gene: six4a
Product: SIX homeobox 4a
Exons: 3
Coding region: 1-1998 (665 amino acids)
Biological process (GO): regulation of transcription by RNA polymerase II
Cellular component (GO): nucleus; transcription regulator complex
Molecular function (GO): RNA polymerase II cis-regulatory region sequence-specific DNA binding; DNA-binding transcription factor activity, RNA polymerase II-specific
Source: RefSeq, a predicted model, not a curated record